This is a messenger RNA of Ananas comosus (pineapple), 1229 nucleotides long. Its product is annotated as WRKY transcription factor WRKY71-like. Gene Ontology annotation, molecular function: sequence-specific DNA binding; DNA-binding transcription factor activity. The transcript is spliced from 5 exons. The record is from RefSeq and is a predicted model, not a curated record. Gene Ontology annotation, biological process: regulation of DNA-templated transcription. NCBI's taxonomy places the organism in Eukaryota, Viridiplantae, Streptophyta, Magnoliopsida, Poales, Bromeliaceae. The coding region runs from base 104 to 1012 and encodes 302 amino acids.
UCUCUCAAACUCUUCUCUUCUUCUUCUUCUUCUUCUCCUUCUCCUUCUCCUUCUUUUCAAAUUAAUAGAUAUCCAACUUAAUUUGAAUUCGCCCCCGCUGGUUAUGGGUUCGGCAUGGAUUAACCAUUCGUCGCUCGAUCUCGAUCUCAACGUCGGCUUCUCGAAAGGGGUGCUCUCAAAUAAUCCCAAGCAUGUGGUGGAGGACAAGUUCUUGGUGAUGAAAGAUGAAGAGAUCGGAGCUCUCGAGGCGGAGCUGAAUCGGGUGAGCGAAGAGAACAAGAGGCUCAACGAAAUGCUCGCGACCGUGGUCGCGAAGUACGCGACGCUGCAGAGCCAGCUGCAUGAUUUGAUGGCCACCUCCUCCUCCGACGGAGGGUCGGUCUCGCCGUCGAGGAAGAGGAAGGUCGAGGCCGCGACAAACCCCCCCGCGACGACGACGACGAUGAACUACGUCGCGAAUCAAAUGGAGUGCACCUCCAGCGAAGACUCGUGCAAGCGAAUAAGGGAGGAGUGCAAGCCGAAGAUCGCGAAGGUCUACGUCCGCACCGAUCCUUCGGAUUUAAGCCUUGUCGUGAAAGAUGGGUACCAGUGGAGAAAAUACGGGCAAAAGGUGACGAGAGAUAAUCCGUGCCCAAGAGCUUAUUUUAGAUGCUCGUUCGCCCCGUCUUGCCAAGUUAAGAAGAAAGUGCAAAGAAGCGCGGAGGACACGUCGAUCUUAGUCGCGACGUACGAAGGCGAGCACAACCACGGCCGCCCCGCUCCGCCGCACGAAGGGCACAGCAACGGCUCGGUUCGCGGCCACAGCGGUGCAGUCGUCGGCUCGAAUGGCUCGAAUAACGCUGCGCUCGAUCUCGUCCGACCGGAGCCGAGGAAGGAGAAGGAGAUGCAGGAGAUCAAUAAGAGCUUGGUCGAGCAAAUGGCGCUGUCGUUGACGAAGGAUCCCGGGUUUAAGGCCGCGCUCGCGACGGCGAUUUCGGGGAGGAUUCUUCAGCUGUCCCCUCCUCCUCCUUAACUAGGAAUAUUUAGAGGAGCUUGUGCUUCUUUUUUUUUUCCAUUUUCUUUCUAUUAAUUUUCCUUUUUUCCGAUUCCCAUCAUUUGUUUUGGGUUGGCUAUGCUCUUCCAAUGUGAUGAAGAGAUGGCUAAAUUAAUUGUAUGUAUAUAUGUUAUGUUAGCACCAAAGAUAUAAAAUUUGGUUUCCUGAGGAGGAAAUAAUGUGUUUGAUUUCUUAA